GCAGCCCUUGCUCUCCUUCCCCAUCUCUAUGACCCGGAAGCGUCGUGCGGGAAAGGCGCUCUGGCCCGCGCCGCCUCCGUAACCCAGCGCGCCGCCGGCCUAGGCCGCCGAGGGCUGACGUUGGACAACAAAGAUGGCGGCGGCGGGGGGCAGCAGCAACUACUGGGAGGAUCUGAGGAAGCAAGCCCGGCAGCUGGAGAAUGAGCUGGACCUCAAGCUGGUCUCCUUCAGCAAGCUCUGCACCAGCUACAGCCACAGCAGCUCCCGAGAGGGAAGGCGCGACAGGUAUAGCUCCGACACAACCCCUCUUCUGAAUGGAUCGAGCCAAGACCGAAUGUUCGAAACAAUGGCUGUGGAAAUUGAGCAGCUCUUGGGGAAGCUCACGGGGAUAAAUGACAAAAUGGCCGAGUACACCAACAGCGCCGGAGUCCCAUCCCUCAACGCGGCUCUGAUGCACACCUUGCAGCGGCACAGAGACAUCUUGCAGGACUACACACACGAAUUCCACAAAACCAAAACCAACUUCCUGGCAGUGCGGGAAAGAGAGAAUCUCAUGGGUUCAGUGCGGAAGGAUAUCGAGUCCUACAAAAGCGGGUGUGGCGUCAACAACAGGAGGACAGAGCUUUUCUUAAAGGAACACGAGCACCUUCGGAACUCUGACCGGCUGGUAGAAGAGACAAUAAGCAUUGCCAUGGCAACGAAAGAAAACAUGACCUCUCAACGAGGGAUGAUGAAGUCCAUACAGAGCAAGAUGAACACUUUGGCCAACCGGUUUCCAGCUGUCAACAGCCUGAUCCAGCGGAUCAACUUCCGCAAGCGGCGGGACUCCCUCAUCCUGGGCGGCGUUAUCGGGAUCUGCACCAUCCUCUUGUUACUCUACGCUUUCCAUUGACGGGACGCUUUACACAGAGACUUCUGAGCUUGGGGGGGGGGUCCAUUGCCUAGUCUGGGAGGGACAGGCAGGCAAAGACUGUUGGAGUGCCCCCCCUCUGGUGAAAUCGAAGCCGAGGGUCACGCAGAGAGGAGGGCGGCAUGGGGGGGUCACGCUCCCUCUCUCUGAGGCCGGCCACAACCCCCAGAAGUGUCUCCCCCUUCAUCUCUUUUCAGUUACGGUUGUACUCAAAACAUGUGCAUUAACGCUUCCCUUCUUUUGAAAAACACACACAUAUGCGUAGGCUCAAGGUGAGUUAACCUGCGUGACAACGCUGCCACCUUUAGUGUCACCUAGGACCAUAUUUUGGUGGGGUUGGGACCCGAAAAAGAUCCAUCACCAAUUUUCUCAAACCCACCUGCCCAUAAAAUGUCGAGUCAAGCCUUUCUCAAAUGUUUUGAGAUCUUGAGGUGGCUUCAAGCCAGCAUGUGCUGGUUUUAUUAUGAAUACAGCUUGAAGACAUCUGGUUUCUUUAAAAAAAUAUAUAUAAUAAUUCUAGCCUGGUCCAGCCGUUUGAUUGUUCCUGCGUUACUUUGAGCCGCCGCCUGCCUCUUGGAGAUCCCUGCGAGAGAUCCAGUUGCUUGGCUCCCUUUUCACAGCACACCAAUCUGUGCAUGUUCAGGAGGGAUUCCUGGUGGAUUUAAGGAAGAGGGGAGAUCCUCUGGGGGUGGGGCGAGGGAUAUAAAAUCCCCUUUUUGGAGAAAGGGACUUUUGAGAGCGACCAAAGCCUAUCAUCUUGACUCAUAUCUCUGGCCAGGGCUUCACAUAGGACCCGUUUUUUUAAAAAAAAUAAUCUAUUUUAAUUUAGAUGGAAAGCUAUUCUAAACAUUGUUUUCUACUGUAAUGUAUGUGGCAUUCUUUUUUGGGGGGGCGGGGAGAAGGCGCAGUCAGAGCAUGAGGGGAACACGUAAGGGCCAUCAUGUUUGACGUGGAGAAGGGCUUGUGUGUUGUUGGAAUCUCUCUUCGUAAAACUGUUGAGAUAUAGAUGGCCAUGCUCAUUUUUAAAGGACUUGAGAAAGAGAGAGAGACACGUCCUUUCGGAUCUUGCCACGUCGUGGGGAGGGGUGGGGUUGGCUGCAGAUGCAUUUAUUUUUAUGUCUUUUCUGUCCUCACCGGCAUGAAUCAGUCUUCUCUUCAGAUGUCACCUUCACACACUAGAAAAGAAAUCAGAUUGUGAGCUCUCUUCUCCCGGGCUUCCUAACCUGUCCUAAAGCAGCCUGCUCCUGUUCUAACAACAGACACUGGAUUUCCAGGGGUUUGGGGUUUUUUAAAAAAGAAAAAUAGGUUUAAAAAAUUACCAAAUUGUUGUGGCAGCCUCUCCAGAGUCAGACAAGAGAUCGCCGUUUUCCAUAGAAGCAAAUGCGGAUUCCGUGUUCCGCCCAUUCUUUUAGCGAAAGUGGGGAGUCGGACUAGAGCAGCCUGUGGCAGCCUGGUGCCCUUCCUUCCAGGUGUUCUGGACUAUGACACGCCAUCAAAACAUCUGGAGGCACCAGGUUGGCAAAGGCUGAUCAAGAGACUUUGCAUCAGUCAUUGCUUUAACUUAGAGACUUCCAAGUAACCCAGCAAAGACCAUAUCCCGUGCACCUUGUGCAAAAACCAACAACAUCCAAACCUGAACCAUUGGAAUUAAUACAUGAUCUGUUCAGAUAGACUCAGAAAAUUGCCGUUUUACAGAUGCUCCAAAUUCCUUGAGCUGAUUUAACUGUUGAUGCUGUUUGGGUUUUGAAGGCGUUUUACCGUUAGUGCUGAUUUUCUUAAACAAAAAAAUUACAGUGUUUAUAUCCUUUGCCUACAAGGAAUGGACAGAUGGCUGAUAGUAGGGAAAUAUCUUCGGUUCCAUACAAACUGUUGACUUGGAAAAUGGCGAAGGGGAAGAUUAAAGGGCAAUUAAAUGGAUAUGCUAUCAAAUUUCUGCAACCAGAGUUGGAAAGGAUGACCCCUGGAUUCUCUUUUAUUUUCUUCUGUACUUCUUGGCCACAUGUCGACGGUGGUUGUACUCUGCUGAGAUGGGAAGGACUGGGUUGCUUUCUGUAGCUGGCAAAGUAAUAAGUUAAGCACUAUCCUAAAUAAAAUCCAUUUAUUUAA
Podarcis raffonei (Aeolian wall lizard) is the source of this 3016-nucleotide messenger RNA. It is a transcript of the gene GOSR1, whose product is annotated as golgi SNAP receptor complex member 1. The transcript has 9 exons. NCBI's taxonomy places the organism in Eukaryota, Metazoa, Chordata, Lepidosauria, Squamata, Lacertidae. The coding region runs from base 134 to 892 and encodes 252 amino acids. Gene Ontology annotation, cellular component: Golgi membrane; cis-Golgi network; Golgi medial cisterna. The record is from RefSeq and is a predicted model, not a curated record. Gene Ontology annotation, molecular function: SNAP receptor activity. Gene Ontology annotation, biological process: vesicle fusion; endoplasmic reticulum to Golgi vesicle-mediated transport.